Messenger RNA from Dioscorea cayenensis subsp. rotundata (Guinea yam), 1159 nucleotides. Its product is annotated as gibberellin receptor GID1C-like. Gene Ontology annotation, cellular component: nucleus; cytoplasm. The coding region runs from base 112 to 1134 and encodes 340 amino acids. The record is from RefSeq and is a predicted model, not a curated record. Gene Ontology annotation, molecular function: gibberellin binding; hydrolase activity. The transcript has 2 exons. Gene Ontology annotation, biological process: floral organ morphogenesis; raffinose family oligosaccharide biosynthetic process; positive regulation of gibberellic acid mediated signaling pathway. NCBI's taxonomy places the organism in Eukaryota, Viridiplantae, Streptophyta, Magnoliopsida, Dioscoreales, Dioscoreaceae.
CUGAAAACGGUUUUGUUUCCUUCUCGCCCGAAUCCGAAACCAGGUUCCCUCCAUUGUCUUCCGAGCUGUUGGUUUCUUUUAGGGUUUUUGGUGAACUUUUCUUGUUUGGUGAUGGCCGGGAGUGAAGAAAUCAACGCUAAUGAAUCAAAGAUGGUGGUUCCUCUAACAACAUGGAUCCUGAUUUCCAACUUCAAACUUGCAUACAAUCUUCUCCGUCGACCGGACGGUACUUUCGACCGUCAUCUUGCCGAAUUCCUCGACCGUAGAGUCCCUGCAAACUCUACGCCUAUCAAUGGCAUUGCCUCUUUCGACAUCCUCAUCUCAUCCCUCCUCCUCCGGCUUUACUUCCCAUCUGAUACCCCUACACUUCCUGACUUUAGCAAUCCUCUUUUCCGCCAUCCUUUCCCGGUAAUCCUCUUCUUCCACGGUGGCAGUUUCGCUCACUCUUCUGCCAACAGCGCUAUUUAUGACUCACUAUGUCGUCGUCUUGUUCAUCAUUGCUCUCCGGCGGUAGUUAUAUCUGUUAAUUACCGACGUUCCCCUGAGCAUCGAUACCCUUGUGCUUACGAUGACGGUUGGACCGCCCUGCAAUGGGCAUACAAUCAAGCAUUUCUCCGCAAUUCACCUAAUUCUAACCCCAACAUUUUUCUUUCCGGUGACAGCUCCGGCGGCAACAUCGCGCAUCAUGUUGCUCUCCGUGCUGCCGCCACCUCUAACAUCAUUCUCUCCGGCAACAUUUUACUGAAUCCGAUGUUCGGGGGGCAAUGUAGGACACCGUCGGAGCUCAAGCUCGACGGAAAAUUCUUCGUGACAUUAAAAGAUAGGGAUUGGUAUUGGAAGGCAUUUCUCCCCAUCGAGGCCGAUCGUGAUCACCCUGCUUGCAAUCCAUUCGGACCGAACUCGGUGCCGAUUUCAGGGUUACCGUUCCCGAAGAGUCUCGUCAUCGUCGCCGGACUUGAUCUUACACAUGAUUGGCAAUUGAGAUACGUGCAUGGAUUGAAGGAAGGUGGCCAUGACGUGAAGCUUGUGUUCAGAGAGAGUGCCACCAUUGGCUUUUACUUGCUUCCUAACAAUGAUCAUUGUCAUGUAGUUAUGGAUGAGAUUAGAAACUUUGUCUCUUCCAAUUGCCAUUGAAUUUACAUACCUAUACUUUUUUUUU